CCACUGUCCAAUUAGGUCCCGCCUGUUCAGAAAUGUUGCGCAAAAAAAGGAACAGUUUCUCAACUUUCUCAUGCGCGGGUCCCGCCUUCAGCAGAGAUGUAAGUUUCGAAUUAGAUGCAAAUUUGCGUUCUUUACUCUUCAUCAGCACGCGAGUUGGCUCAUCUAAGUCACCAAGGUUUCUUCCAUUGAAGCUGAUAUGGAGACGGAGAAGAAGGUGAACAAGUCUCUGGACGUGACCGAGGACGAGUCAGAGGCCGUGUCGCGACUCGUCGUUCCAGUUAUCCCAACCGGCGGGGUGAGCUUCUACGAUGCUUUUGUUGUCAGAGGCAUCCGAGUCAACCGAGUCGAACCCGGACUGGUCGUCUGUACUUUGAAGGUCCCUCCCCGCUUCACCGAUAGAGGUGGAAAUUUGGCUAAUGGUGCUAUUGCAAACCUUGUUGAUGUACUUGGUUUUUGCACAGCUUAUGUUCCGGGCCACCCUAUGAAUGUUUCUGUGGACAUUUCCAUCUCCUACAUGUCAACUGCCAAGCUUCAUGAUGAGUUAGAGAUAACUUCAAGACUGUUAGGACGGAUAGGACGUUACUCUGGAACAAUUGUCAUUUUGAGAAAUAAAACAACUGGGGAGACAAUAGCUGAAGGUCGACAGUCAUUCUUUUCUUCUCGUCCCAUUGCCAAACUCUGAGUUCUUUUUUCACAUAUUGUUUGCACUCAAAAUUAAGUUUU
Messenger RNA from Prunus persica (peach), 723 nucleotides. Its product is annotated as acyl-coenzyme A thioesterase 13. NCBI's taxonomy places the organism in Eukaryota, Viridiplantae, Streptophyta, Magnoliopsida, Rosales, Rosaceae. The record is from RefSeq and is a predicted model, not a curated record. The transcript is spliced from 3 exons. Bases 197 to 682 code for a protein of 161 amino acids. Gene Ontology annotation, molecular function: fatty acyl-CoA hydrolase activity.